AUGCAGCAGUGUGUUAUUACCGAGGUGUUACGUGAGGAGGCGGUUUGGCAACUGGGACGCGUCGGCUCCAAAUGGCCGCCAAACUCUGUGUGCGAUUCCUGCCACGCGCCCACAGAGUACACAGGCAUGCCACAGGAGAGUGGUACCCUGGCCACGUCUGUCACCAUAGAGAGUGGUACCCUGGCCCCACUGUCUGUCACCAUAGAGAGUGGUUUCCCUGCCCACUGUCUGUUCACCAUUAGAGAGGGCUCCAGCUCCAGCCCGGCUCCAGCUCCAGCCCCAUCCCAGCCCCAUCCGCAGCCCAGCUCUAGCUCCAGCCCGUCCAGCUCCAGCCCGGUUUCCAGCUGCCCAGCCGCAGCUCAGGCCCAGCUCCAGCUCCAGCCCAUCCCAGCGCCAUCUGCAGCCAGCUCUAGCUCCAGCCCGUCCAGCUCCAGCCGGCUCCAGGCCCUGCUCCAGCUCAGCCCGGCUCCAGCCCCAUCCCCAGCCCAGCCCAUCCAGCAGCCCGGCUCCAGCUCCAGCCCGUCCAGCCCCAGCCCGGCUCCAGCUCCAGCCGUCCAGCCCCGCACCGCUCCAGCACAGCUCUAG
Salvelinus sp. IW2-2015 is the source of this 585-nucleotide messenger RNA. Lineage: Eukaryota; Metazoa; Chordata; Actinopteri; Salmoniformes; Salmonidae. The record is from RefSeq and is a predicted model, not a curated record.